This is a messenger RNA of Raphanus sativus (radish), 1357 nucleotides long. RefSeq names its product F-box/kelch-repeat protein At4g19930-like. The transcript has a single exon. The record is from RefSeq and is a predicted model, not a curated record. Bases 67 to 1350 code for a protein of 427 amino acids. Gene Ontology annotation, molecular function: protein binding. Lineage: Eukaryota; Viridiplantae; Streptophyta; Magnoliopsida; Brassicales; Brassicaceae.
AAAGGCAUAUUACCCAUUAAUGUUUUCUAUCACAAUUCACAAACAGUAUUGUGUGAUACUAAAAGUAUGCCUUCUUCUUUUGACCUAGCAGUCACCUUACAGCGGGAGACAAGUAGAAUGAAGAGGAGGUCGAAGGUAAUAAGGAGAAGACAAAGCUACAUAUGCAAGAGCCACGAACCGUCACAGGAGAUUCCUUUUGAUCUCGUGAUAGAGAUUCUCAAGAGACUCCCUGCUAAAUCCCUUAUUAGGUUCAAAUCCGUUUCUAAGUUCUGGUCAACCUUGAUUUGUUCCCAAUAUUUCACCAACCUUUCAUCAUCGCCACGUCUAUACAUGUGGCUGGGCUUCGACAACGAAAAGAUAUUAGUAUCAUCCUCGUCUUCUCUUGACUUGGACGGUUCUUUUGUAGUUGACCAAGAUUUGACAAUCUCAGCGAUGAAAGGCUACUCUGUCUCUCAUGUUUAUCGUGGUUUGAUGUGCUUUACAAAUGGGACAAGUGCACAAAUAUAUAACACUACCACUAGGCAACUUGUUGUCUUACCUGAUCUAGAAGAAUCCAGCACCAUAGCAAGAGAUCACAAGUUUAGUAAGAUCAUAUUCAUAUACCAUAUCGCACACGACCUUGUCCACGAUCAAUAUAAAGUGGUUUGCAUAGUUUCAAGACGCAAAGUUCGAAGAAGGAUCGUAAAGCUCCUGCUAGAGCAUUGGGUCUUCACACUAGGAGGAGGUGUAUCAUUUCAAUGGAGAAAGAUUCCAUGCCCAUGUCAACCACAUAGUCCUUGCACACGAGGAUUGACUAUCAAUGGGCGUAUGUAUUACCUAGCUUUGGUUCCUAAUUCGAUUAAACCUCUGUUUGUGAGAUUCGAUAUUAGUUCUGAAAAAAUCAGUGUGCUCCAAAAGCCUGAAAAUGCCUAUUGGUCUCGGUAUUAUUAUACUGAGAUUAUAGAAUAUGAUGGAAGAAUAGCUAUUUUAGACCACGCCGAUCUUGUACGUAACGGUGUGAUGGAACUGUGGGUUAUGGAAGAUGAAGAGAAGAAUAGGUGGUCAAGGAAGACUCUGGUGUUGCAUCCUUCUCAAUUGAAUAUGAUAAAAACGCACAUAGUCCAAAACAUGCGUUUGACGGUACAAGGUACAACUAGAAACGGUGACGUUGUCUUGGCUCCUCAACAUAUAUUUCGUACUGGACCCGACCAGCUUACCGUUUUAACUCAAGUUACAACUCUUUUCUACGUGUUUCUUUACAAUCUACAAAAGAAUCAUUUGAGAAAAGUUGAAAUCAAAUCCAACCGCUACAACACCAAAAGAUGGGACGUUAUUGGAUUUGAUGACAUUGAGAACUUAAUGCAUCUCUGAUCGCUUU